Molecule: messenger RNA, 1564 nt
Organism: Diabrotica balteata
Lineage: Eukaryota; Metazoa; Arthropoda; Insecta; Coleoptera; Chrysomelidae
Source: the annotation of a GenBank genome assembly
AUUGUAAAAUUGAUUAUUGACUUUUAUAAAAAUAAACAAAUUGUGGCUCUAAUUUGUAAAUUAAAUUUUGUAAAUCGAUUGCUAUGCCUAAUAUGUGACGUGUCGUUUGAAUAAUUCUGAAAAAUGUUUUUUAAUACAUUUAAUCUUGUAUUAAUAGGAUUAUGUGCAACAUGCUGUUCCUCCGUUAUUAUUGAAUUAGGUGACAGGUUGUCUGACCUUUGGAACGAUGGUGGAGAUUGGUUGAUCAAAUUUUAUGCUCCUUGGUGUGGACAUUGCCAAAAGUUGGAGCCUGUAUGGUUUGAAGUGAGUAAAGCACUUAAGAAGGUCUCAAGUGUUCGAGUUGGUCAAGUAGAUUGCAGUAAGUUUCCAGAAAUUGCUACUGAAUUUGGUAUCCGGGGAUAUCCAACUAUCAAGUUUAUUUCUUCAAAUGCUGAUGCAACGUUUAGUGGAGAUAGAAACAAAGAUGAUAUUGUUCAGUUUGCACUUAGGAUGGAGGGACCACCGAUUCGUUUUAUAAGUUCGUCGAAGUACCUGUCCAAGAUUAAGCGUACUGUUGAUACAUUUUUUAUGUAUAAUGGAGUCCAGAAAGGAGAAUUGUGGAAUGAAUUUUUUCAUAUAUCUCAUCAAUUCAGAGCCCACUCGCUAUUUUUUGCCUUUGAUGACCAUUGUGGACCAUUUAUUACCUCUAAUGGAGAAUUUAUUACCUCUAAUGAAAAUAAAGAAAAUUGUGGAGAUGCCGCUAAUACACCUUCAAUUUAUGUAUAUAAAGACAAUAAAACUCAUUUCUUUAAAGUUGACAACCUGAGCAGCAGACUCAACGAUUCAUUAAGUGAGUGGGUUAACAAAGAACGAUUUUUAACUUUUCAAAAAGUAACUCUUGGAAAUAUCAAUGAUCUUAUAAAAUUAAAACAGUUCAUAGUAUUAGUUGUCGUAGAUGAGAAAAAAUUGCGAGAAAAUCCUGAUAUGCUCGACUACAGAAAUAUGGUAGAGAAAUUUGCAAUAUCCAAAAAAGAAAAAUAUAACAAAAAUUUUAUAUUUGGGUGGACAGGAAAUCCUGAAUUGGCCAACAGUAUUGCACUUAAGGUUGUACCGUUACCUUAUUUAAUUGUUUUAAAUUCAACUACUCAUGAAUACAACAUACCUGAAACUGAUUGUUCAAAAAUGACUGAGGCAGAUAUUGAAACAUUCCUAGAUGACGUUGACAUGCUAUCCUUACCGACUUAUGGAGGAAACAGUUUCUUUGUACGUUUGUACCGGGGAUUUUUUGAAACCAAAACUAUCAUUAAAGAUAUGUGGCGAAGCAACCCAAUAAUGACGUCGCUAAUCUUUAUUAUUCCUCUCAUGUUUUUGAGUUUCAUUUUCUAUACUUUAUGCUUUACCGAUGUCACAGGGAACAUGGAAGAAGAAGAAGAGGAAUAUGAUAAUGAAGAUGAAGAAGACGAUCUACAUAUGAAAAAAGAAUAAGAAUUCUAGUCAUUUAUUAUAUUAAAAGUACUUAAAUAAAUGUGUUAAUUUAUUAAAUGUAAAUGUUUAAAAUGUACAAAAUAUUAAAAAUGAACUUAGU